Molecule: messenger RNA, 1238 nt
Organism: Nicotiana tabacum (common tobacco)
Lineage: Eukaryota; Viridiplantae; Streptophyta; Magnoliopsida; Solanales; Solanaceae
Product: protein OSB1, mitochondrial
Biological process (GO): positive regulation of helicase activity; mitochondrial DNA replication
Cellular component (GO): mitochondrial nucleoid
Molecular function (GO): single-stranded DNA binding
Source: RefSeq, a predicted model, not a curated record
CUAAAAACACCCGCCGAAAAGAAAGCUGCCAAAAGUUCCAUGGCAGCAGCAGCCGCCCGUUCCCUCUCCAUAUUCAAAAGGGCAGCUCAAUUUCUCCGCCACCAGCACUUCUCGUCGUCGUCGGCGGCGAAUCACGGGCCGUGGGAUUUCUAUUACGAUGACAGUGAAGGCGAGGAAAGUGCCGUGUAUCAGCACGCCCUCAAAUUCCAACGGCCGUCAACCAUAAAACAAAACCAAGUUCUACACAACUCCGUCAGUCUCAUAGGAAAAAUUGAUUCUCCGUUCAGAAGAAUUAACACCACUAACGGCGCUUUUGGCCUUCAUACUUUCCUCAAUGUCUCCGCUUCUUCUCAGUCCCGUCCCUUUUUUAAAGUUAUGCUGAAGAUGUGGGAUGAAAUGGCGGAAGUGUCAAUGGAGCAUUUGAAACCGAAGGAUUUGGUCUAUGUUUGGGGUCAUUUGAGAUCAUACAAUAAGACUGACCAGAAUGGUAAACACAUGAUGAGAUACGAGGUAGUUGUCAAGGAAAUAAAUUUUGCGACUCCAGAUGUUCAAGUCUCAGCAACCCCAGAAUUUGAGAAGAAAGAAUCAGGAGAUGAAGAUGAAUUGGAGAAGUAUAGGAACCGGAUCCAUUUGUGGCAAAUUUUCUUCGCUAGCCCUUAUGAAUGGAUGGACUUCAGGAAGAGUAAAGUCAAUCCUAAAUACCCAGACUUUAAGCACAGAGAUACUGGUGAAGUUCUCUGGCUCAGGACGGAUGAUCCACCGUGGAUAAAAAGACAGUUGGACAUUCUAGAUUCUAGAUUAGUUUACCAAGGUUUCUAAGAACAAUUAAGCUCCAUAUAAGACGUCUUUCUGAACGGACGCAUGCAGAACAGUGCUGGAACCUGGUACAAGAGCCGAAGUGCUUGCGAAGCAUAGAAGACUACAAACACUGUUCAGGUUUGCUACAAACAUAAACGUGCUGUUAGAUAUGUGCAUAUUUCUUAUAAUACAACUUGCUUUGGUAAAUAUAAUAGGAUCCCCACUAUUGAUGAGAAGAAAGCCACCCCGUGUUUAGGCUACAAGUUAUGACUACACUUGGCAGUUGACCAAUUGAACUAGUUGUUUAGUGCUGGAUGCUGUUGAAAUUUUGUUUCUUGAAAAGUAUGUCUUGUACAUAAUUUUCUUGUAAGAUCAACACUUGUAUUACAAAAUAUCAUGGCUGCCCUCCCAUUUACCAACAUAUGCCUGGUUCAUUAUCA